Messenger RNA from Amoebophrya sp. A120, 4354 nucleotides. The record is from the annotation of a GenBank genome assembly. Lineage: Eukaryota; Dinophyceae; Syndiniales; Amoebophryaceae.
GCAGGUUAUUACACUAUUGUUACGUUGCUGAACGUGCUAGUCGCAUCUUCGGCAGGAUUAUUUGCUUAUAUCCAAUUUAUUUGAUCAUCAUAUAUAAAUCAGUAUUCUAUAUCACCAUCAGACUAAAAAAAAAAAGCUCCCGUGAUUUUACUAGAAUUUUCGCAAUCAUUCACUUGUCGUGAUUGGUGCAGGUAAGCAUUUUUCUUGACGAGCCAGAACGCGCCAACCAUCAGCAACCUUUCUAGCAUCAAAGCGCACACAAUGAUGUCUGUGCGAUCGUUGCUCUUCAGCAUUUUCUGUCUCACAGGCCCGUGCUUUGCCGCGGUUCCUCUAGACCAGGACUUUAUAGCGGCCAGUGUUGAUUCGUAUCUUCGUCGAGAGCCUGCCCUGCACGCCAUCUUUGACGCCCUGGCUUCGAAGGAACAUAUCCAAUGCGACCCAUCCGGGAGAGACGGUAAUGGAAACAUCCAAGAACCCGCAACAAUUACGCAUCUGAAGGAGCACUCCUGGAAUCGUUUUUACCAGCUAGAGCUACUGCUUCACCCCGAGCAGCAGAAGCAGAAGCGCCCGAUUCGCUGUGCUAGUCGCCGUUUUCGCAAUGUGAUCUCGAGCAACCCGCCACCGCAGAUGGGUUUCGCGACGCAGCUGCUGUCCUACGUCGAGCCUGAUGUGGUCCGUAGAACCACCCCGGACAGCACCUCCAUGGAGACGAACAAUGUUGGAAGAGCAAAUAACGCUGGAGACGCGGCUGCCCCCCCGCUCUUGGAUGACAGCUUUCGGCAUUUUCUGCAUCUCUUGGAAAAGGCGCUGGUGCGCGAUGAAUUGCGAGACUCUUCCGGCGUUUUUCCGCGCGAUGACGGGAGCAAUUCGUUCGGAACCGUGGUAGAACUCCAGCUCCUGGGCGAAAGAUCGGUGUGGUGCAGCACGUUCCGCGUUCAGACCGGGGGCGUGCCGCUUUCCGACGCCGACAAGGACAAGCUGGGGCGUGCCUUUUUCGACGCCAACUUUGAAAAGAAAGCGUUUCUGCCCAAUGCGCCGAGCCUCAUUGUCAAAGGACACAUCGAGCUGGACGCGGAUCGGGAUGACCUGUGGACUCUCAAGUUGCGUAUUGUUGGCACGGAUGAUGAACUCAAGACACUAGCAACCCCAUAAGCAAAACACCACUUCGGGGAUGACUCAAGUAGUAUCUAGCGGGGCCAAAAAUACAUCCUGCAGGCGUUUCAACUUGUUCACACUUUUGGAAUGAUCUGGUAUUUCCGACGCCAACUUUAUUAAGCAAGUGUUUCUGGUGCCCAAUGCGCCGAGCCUCUUUGUGUACGGAACCAUCGUGCGGGACGCGGAUCAGGAGGACCUGUGGACUCUCAAGUUGGAAGUAAGUAGCAUGUACUAGUGAUCGUAUCAAGAUUCGUCGUAGUUUUGUGGAAACAAGAUAAAGAAGUACUGUAUAGUUGUUUUUGGGAAGAAGUAGUUUUGAAGGAAGAAGUAGUUUUGAAACAAAGUAGUUCAAAUUCAAAAGUCAGAAAUGGCGCCUGUGAAACGUCUCUCUAAUGUGUAUGAUCUUUUGUUUUGGAAAUUUAUCUUCACAGCGUGGCAAUCUGCAUGUUUUUCACAGAACGUGAUACAUGAACCGAGACAGUAAUGAGGGGAUAAGCACGAAAGAAAAUGAAACUGACAGAAGGAAACUGACCAUAAUUGCAACAAAGAUGAACAGUCGGUGCAAGAUUUGUGAGGAAGAUGAAAAGUGGUCUUCUACAAAAUGCAGAUUAUAAAGCCGUUUCUAGCAUAGGAACACUUUAUAAAUGCAAAAUUGAAAAAGAUCAUUUUCUUGACGUGUAAUGCUAAAAAGGAAAGAUGUUUAUUCUACAUCACAAGAAAAGCCACUUAUUGAUACCUGCGAGAAAAUCAAGUCGCAUAUCGACAGGCUGGAGCUACGGGUCUGGUUUAGGCUAGCGCUCAACACCCGUUGUGCUGAUCAUUCAUUGCGCCGUGCAAUCGAAGAAGGAAAGAAAACUUUGGAAGAAGAAGGACUUUUUGUUGGACUACUUGAAGCGUGUUCUACUUGCUGUAUACGGUGUAAUUACAACAAAUUGCAGUAAAGGGCGCAGCGAGUACAAUCUGUGAUGCGUCGUCGGCAAUAAAUGCAGUGUUUAUGAUUAAGCAAAGAGUUGGUACUAGAAAAGGCAGAGGUCUUCUAGUCGUGGGAGAGCAAGCCGCUGUGAGAUCAUGGAUCCUCCACUUUGGUAGAGCGCAGCACUUGCGACGCCUCCGUUUGUCCCUAUGCCCGUGUGUUGAUUUUUGAGAAAUGGCCGAAGGGAUGCGAAGGAGCGAUGUCUUGCUCUUUUGUUGAAAAUGGAAAAUCUACCUGAUCCAAUCGUGGUGCCCGAGAUCACAGACCACGACCUGCAAAUGAAAAAGCAAAAGAAUUGAUAGGAUCGCCUGUAAUACUAAGUUGUAAAAAUACCCCCGAAGUAGAAAAAUUAUAAUCAAAGUGCUAGCUCGGUCUUUGAUCCGAGUCAGAAGAGAAUCGAGGUCGUGAUCAGCAAACGAGCAAAAAAAGAUCAGAAUGAAGUUCCCGGCGACGUGGUUCCUGCGAGAUUCGUAGCAGCCUACGGAUCAUCGUCGCAAGACGACCGGUAGUAGCGAACUCAUUCUCAUACAUGCACGAAAUUUCUGGUGCUCGUCCUGCCCCCCCUGAAAUAAGCAUGUCGCUUUCAAAAUUCUACUUUAGCAGGUUAGUACAUUCUUGUUACGUUGCGGAACGUGCUAGUCGCAUCUUCGGCUUGUAUCCAAUUUAUUUGAUCAUCAUAUAGACAUCAGUAUUCUAAUAUAUCACCAUCAGACUAACUCUAACCUCCCGUGAUUUUACUAGAAUUUUCGCAAUCAUUCACUUGUCGUGAUUGGUGCAGGUAAGCAUUUUUCUUGACGAGCCAGAACGCGCCAACCAUCAGCAACCUUUCUAGCAUCAAAGCGCACACAAUGAUGUCCGUGGGAUCGUUGCUCUUCAGCAUUUUCUGUCUCACAGGCCCGUCCUUUGCCGCGGUUCCUCUAGACCAGGACUUUAUAGCGCCCAGUGUUUGUUCGUAUCUUCCUGGAGAACCUGCCCUGCACGCCAUCUUUGACGCCCUGGCUAAUGGAAACGUGGGGGAACCCGAAGAAAUUUUGCGUCUGAAUACGCAUCUGAUGGAACACUCCUGGAAACGUUUUUACCAGGGACUGCUUCACCCCGAGCCGGCGAACCCGCUGCUCUGUGUUAAUCGCAGUUUUCGCAAUAUGAUCUCGUCGAGCAAGCGCCAGCAGCAGGCGCACCCGAUUCGCCAUGCUAGUCGCCUCUUUCGCAAUGUGAUCUCGAGCAACUACCCACCGCGGAUGGGUUUCGCGACGCAGCUGCUGUCCUACGUCGAGCCUGAUGUGGGGCCCGCGACGCAGCUGCUGUCCUACGUUGAGCCUGAUGUGGGGCCCAGAGCCACCACGGACAGCACCUCCACGGACGUGCUGGAGCGGGCGCAGCGAGCCGGGCACAACAGGCGCGGCUGGCGCUGGCCGAGCGGGCACGCGGAGCUCUUGGAUGACAGCUUUCGGCAUUUUCUGCAUCUCUUGGAAAACGCGCUGUUGCGCGAGCCCUUGCGAGACUCUUGCGGCGUUUUUCCGAACCCUGACGGGGGCGCUUUUGCGAACACCCCGUUCCGAACCCUGGUGGGCAUCCACCUCAUGGCCCAUAGUAGCGACGGUCUACUGACUCCAUUGGAUAGCGAGGGUCUACCUCCCCCCUCGUGGAUGGGAGAUUUGACUACCAGCACGUUAUUGUGAGGAAAAAUCUUCCCUCCCCAUGCUCAAAACGGAAAUUUGCGAUGCUGAUUUGUGACCACAAAUCCGCUGUGUUUUGCACAUGAAUGAGGCAAAUGGAAGCCAUGUCCCGCGUUCUACAGCAAAUCAGUCAUGCGGCUUCCUCUACUGCAAACCUGUCUGUCAUGCCUAGCUGCUAGCCUUUUGCAUACCCAAAAGGCCUUCGCGCUCAUCUUGCCGCAAUACGAAGCUAAUUUGUGUACAGAAAUCUAGCAACACAAAUUUCCUCUUCUAUAUGGGGUGGGGGCUUUUUUUACAUUAAUACGAGUUCCACGUUGAGACCAGGGGCGUGGAGCUUUCCCGCGCCGACUUUGACAAGCUGGGGGUUGUCCCUUCCAGCAGUUUUUUCUAUAAGGAGGUGUUUCUGCCCAAUGCGCCGAACCUCGAAGUGAGCGGAAUGAUCGUGCAGAGCGGUCGCGUGCCGGAGGCGGGGAAUCGGGAGGACCUGUUUUUGCUCAAGUUGACAGUGGGAUAUAUUCCGGGCGGAACGGAUGUAGAAUAUCGGGACUAG